ACACGGCUGUCUGGGCUUCGCUAACUAAAUUGUAAACACAUGUCUACAGAAGGAUAAGAAGGCUUGCUGUCAUCAAAUUAGGUGUGAAAUGGAAAGUUUGGAAUGAAAAACCAGCACAACAUAGCAGCAGAAUCUAACGUUGGGGACAGGCUAAGAAGAAAGAGAGAAGUCCUGCCUUUCGAGAAAGCUUCAGUCGGUUGGGUGAACUGCGGUCAAUUGUGAAAGAAGGCAUUCCAAUCCUGGCAUUGACAGCUUCAGCGGACACCCAAUCUAGAGAGAGGGUCAUCAGUAUGCUAAACAUGCAGGGAGCAAGGAGAAUACACGUAUCCCCAAACAGAGAGAACAUUAGACUAGGUAUUGUAAGACUGCCAAACGAUAAGCUGAAAUGCCUUGACUGGGUAGUUAAACUGGUAAAAGAUGGUGGUGUUGCUGCACCACAGAUAAUCAUUUACUGUCGGUCAGUAAAAACAACAGGCAAAGUGCAUCGUUACCUGCAUACAGAGCUGGGACCAGAUGCCUGGGUGGAUAGGGACCCCGAAGAAAGAACAAAAAACUGUUUCAUUGGAAUGUACCACAGUUCCACCCUGCCUAAAUACAAGAAAUAUGUUGUUUCAUCACUGAAUGGUAAUGGCAACUGUAGAAUUGUACUAGCAACUAAUGCUCUCAGUAUGGGGAUGAACUUCCCAAAUGUCUCUUAUGUCAUUAUGUACGGCCCACCGGAGGACGCAGAAGAUGUACUCCAGCAAAUUGGUAGAGCUGGGCGUAGUGGGUCACAUGUUAAUGCUGUUCUGUACUAUCAUGGGACACAGCUAAUAAAAGUUGACAAGGGUGUUAAGGGCUUGGUGACUACAAGUCCAAGUGACUGCAUUCGUAAGGCUUUAUAUUGCCUGUUUGAAGAUGGCCCUGUGAGCGUGGAACCUGGUCACAGAUGCUGUACACACUGUCACAGGACAUGCAAAUGUGCAGGUGAAGCAUGUGAAAUACCCUUCCCACCAUCUGAAUCCUUCAUGAAUAUUUUCAGGUUGCAAACUAGAUACAGAGAUGUAGACCCAGAGGAUAGAAUCCUGGUCAGGGAACUACUGCAGGAGUAUCGAGCUUACCUGCUGCUCAAUACUACACAUCUGUAUACCAACUCUGAAGCCUGUACAGGUUUUAGUGACGAAUUGAUAGAGUCUGUUGUUGAGAAUUGUACACACAUCUUUGACUAUGUUUACAUUGUCACACACCUCCCUGUUUUCUAUGGAGAACAUGCUAAGGAAAUUCUCCGCAUUAUAUAUGAGGUGUUUGGAGACAUUGAGUAUGUUGAGCCAUCAGUUUUGGAAUCUUUUGAUGAACCAGACCUGGAUUAUCCUGGGUAUUUUGAUGGGCCUGAUGACUAUGACAAUGUUACCGAAAAUGAUGUCAGUUCAUUGUAUGGCAGUGACUCUGAUCUAGACAGUUCAUCUGGUAUAGAUCCAGACAGUUACUCUGGUAUAGACUAGUAGCUAAUACUACUACAAGGUAUAGAGACUGUGACCUUUGACUCCUUGACAAUUUCCUACCUUAGGAAAAUUCAUUUUUCUUUGAUGAACACCAUCAUGUUUGAUUUUUCAAUUUGAUAAGUUGUAGAAAUUAUGA
Molecule: messenger RNA, 1617 nt
Organism: Engraulis encrasicolus (European anchovy)
Lineage: Eukaryota; Metazoa; Chordata; Actinopteri; Clupeiformes; Engraulidae
Product: bifunctional 3'-5' exonuclease/ATP-dependent helicase WRN-like
Exons: 3
Coding region: 291-1481 (396 amino acids)
Biological process (GO): double-strand break repair via homologous recombination
Cellular component (GO): nucleus; chromosome; cytoplasm
Molecular function (GO): 3'-5' DNA helicase activity; four-way junction helicase activity
Source: RefSeq, a predicted model, not a curated record